Molecule: messenger RNA, 3481 nt
Organism: Nematolebias whitei (Rio pearlfish)
Lineage: Eukaryota; Metazoa; Chordata; Actinopteri; Cyprinodontiformes; Rivulidae
Gene: aars1
Product: alanyl-tRNA synthetase 1
Exons: 20
Coding region: 105-3005 (966 amino acids)
Biological process (GO): tRNA modification; alanyl-tRNA aminoacylation
Cellular component (GO): mitochondrion; cytoplasm
Molecular function (GO): alanine-tRNA ligase activity; aminoacyl-tRNA deacylase activity; nucleic acid binding
Source: RefSeq, a predicted model, not a curated record
UGUCUUUCCUUCCUUUCGGCGGAUCAGCGUAGAUCGAAGCGGCGAAACGAGGAGCUGAAGCUGAUUCAUUCUGUGGUAACAACGACUUCAUCGGCUGAUUCAGGAUGGACUCGUCUUUGAGCGCAGCUCAGAUCCGUCAGAAGUUCGUCGACUUUUUCAUCCGCAACGAGCACCAGUAUGUCCACUCCUCAUCCACCGUCCCACUGGAUGACCCCACGCUGCUGUUCGCCAACGCUGGCAUGAACCAGUUCAAGCCCAUCUUUCUGAACACCAUCGACCCGUCCCACCCCAUGGCCAAGCUGAGGCGUGCAGCCAACACGCAGAAAUGCAUCCGCGCAGGAGGUAAACACAACGACCUGGACGACGUGGGGAAAGACGUUUACCAUCACACCUUCUUCGAGAUGCUCGGCUCCUGGUCCUUUGGGGACUACUUUAAGCAUCUGGCCUGUAAGAUGGCUCUGGAGCUGCUGACGCAGGAGUUUGGUAUUUCCAUUGAUCGACUGUAUGUCACCUACUUUGGAGGAAACGCUGAAGCGGGUCUGGAGCCGGACCUGGAGUGCAAACAGAUCUGGGUGGACCUUGGGGUGGAGGAGGUCCGGGUCCUGCCGGGGAGCAUGAAGGAUAACUUCUGGGAGAUGGGCGACACUGGCCCCUGCGGUCCCUGCAGUGAGAUCCAUUACGACCGGAUCGGAGGGAGAGACGCCUCUCACCUGGUAAACAUGGACGACCCCAACGUGCUGGAGAUCUGGAACCUGGUCUUCAUCCAGUUCAACAGAGAGUCCGAGACGGAGCUGAAGCCGCUGCCCAAGAAGAGCAUCGACACGGGGAUGGGUCUGGAGCGCCUGGUGUCCAUCCUCCAGAACAAGAUGUCCAACUAUGACACCGACCUCUUCCAGCCUUAUUUUGAGGCCAUUCAGAAGGGUACGGGGGCUCGGUCUUACACUGGUAAAGUCGGGGCCGAUGAUGUAGACGGGAUCGACAUGGCGUACCGUGUCCUCGCUGACCACGCCCGCACCAUCACCAUCGCCCUGUCAGAUGGCGGCCGGCCCGACAACACAGGAAGAGGCUACGUGUUGAGGAGGAUUCUUCGUCGUGCGGUCCGUUAUUCACAUGAGAAACUUGGAGCUAAGCGCGGUUUCUUCGCGUCUCUUGUGGACGUCGUGGUCGAUUCACUGGGCGAGGCCUUCCCCGAGUUAAAGAAGGACCCCGACAUGGUGAAGGACAUCAUCAACGACGAGGAGGCGCAGUUCCUCAAGACCCUCAGCAGGGGGCGCCGCAUCCUCGACAGGAAGAUCGUGAGCCUGGGAGACUGCAGGACCAUCCCAGGCGACACGGCCUGGCUGCUGUACGACACGUACGGCUUCCCUCUGGACCUGACCUCGCUCAUCGCUGAGGAGAAGGGCCUGGGGGUGGACGUGGCCGCCUUCGAGGAGGAGAAGAAAGCUGCGCAGCUGAAGUCUCAGGGUAAAGGUGCCGGAGACGCCGACCACAUCAUGCUGGACAUCUACGCCAUCGAGGAGCUGAGGAACAAGCAGGUUCCUGCCACAGACGACUCUCCCAAAUACAGAUACUCGUCGGACGAGAACGGGAACUACGAGUUCCAGCAGACCUCGGCCACGGUCCUGGCUCUGCGCCGCGACCGCGCCUUCUGCGACGAGGUCACCACGGGUCAGGAGUGCGGCGUGCUGCUUGACCAGACGUCGUUCUACGCCGAGCAGGGAGGACAGACGUUUGACGAGGGCUACAUUCUGCGCGAGGACGACAACACGGAGGACCGGAUGGAGUUCACGGUGAAGAACACGCAGGUCCGUGGCGGUUACGUUCUCCACAUCGGGACCGUUUAUGGAGCUCUGAGGGUUGGAGACCGAGUGACUCUGCAAGUAGACGAGGCGCGCCGGCGGCCCAUCAUGAGCAACCACACGGCCACGCACAUCCUGAACUUCGCCCUGCGGGGGGUUCUGGGGGAGGCGGAUCAGAGAGGGUCCCUGGUCGCCCCCGAUCGUCUGCGCUUCGACUUCACAGCUAAAGGUGCUCUGAGCACGGGCGAGGUCCGUCGGACCGAGGAGAUCGCCGGCGCCCUGAUCAGAGACGCAAAGCCGGUGUACGCCAUGGAUGCUCCUCUAGCAGAGGCCAAGGCCAUCCAGGGUCUGCGAGCCGUGUUCGACGAGACCUACCCCGACCCGGUCCGGGUGGUUUCCAUCGGGAUCCCGGUCCAGGAGCUGCUGGACGACCCCAAUAGUCCUGCAGGGUCCCAGACCUCCAUCGAGUUCUGUGGUGGAACCCAUCUGCAGAACUCGAGUCACGCCGCGCCGUUCGUCAUCGUCUCGGAGGAGGCCAUCGCUAAGGGCAUCCGCCGCAUCGUGGCCGUGACGGGAGCAGAAGCCCAGAAGGCCCAGAGGAAAGCCGACGCCCUGCUCCAGGCUCUGUCCGCUCUGGGAGACAAGGUGAAGCAGCAGACGGUUCCGAACAAAGACCUGCAGAAGGAGAUCGCAGACCUGACCGAGUCGCUGGGCACCGCCGUGAUCUCUCAGUGGCAGAAGGACGAGAUGAGGGACACCCUGAAGGGUCUGAAGAAGACCAUGGACGACCUGGACCGCAGCUACAAGGCCGACAUUCAGAAGAGGGUUUUGGAGAAGACGAAAGAGGUGAUCGAGAACAACCCCAACCAGCCGCUGCUCGUCAUGGCGAUGGAGACCGGAGCCUCAGCAAAGGCUCUGAACGAGUCCCUGAAGCUGCUGAAGUCCCAGUCCCCUCAGACCGCCACCAUGCUGUUCACCAUCGACCCCGAGGCCGGAAAGAUCACCUGCCUGUGCCAAGUCCCACAGGAAGUGGCGAGCCGCGGCCUGAAGGCCAGCGAGUGGGUCCAGGAGCUGUGUCCCCUGCUGGACGGGAAAGGAGGCGGUAAGGACAUGUCUGCCCAGGCCACGGGCAGGAACACGCUGUGCCUGCAGGAGGCGCUGCAGAUGGCCAACGAGUUCGCUCGGCUCAAACUGGGAGAAAACUGAGAGGAGACGAGAAAAACAAAUCGUCUUUUCUUCGUCCCGAAGGUCCGACGAGCAGCAGGCAGCAGGAAAUGAGCCACUCGUAUUUAUUUUAGACCUGAGUCACCUGACUUCCUGUCAUCAGUCAGGGCGGAGCUUGAGUUUCAUGCACUUUGACCUGAGAGGACAAUAGAUGCGUCCCUGCAUGACCAGAGAAAAGGACGUUUGCUUCAGCCUCUCUGUAAAUAACGCCUCCAAUUCAUCCUCACAAACAAACAUGGCCCCCGGCCUGUGGCCCAGUUCACCCCCCACCCCCGAGGCACUUUAAGGCUCCAGCCUAAUCUGUUUCCUGUGUGAUGGACACCGGUUUGUAGCGGAGCUGAGACGGUGUAAAAUGAUAAGGAACGUGCGUCUCUUCCUGUUCUGACGUUGAUUUUAAACAGUUGUGAUGGUCGUAGCUGCAAGACGUUAAACUCCACGAAUAAACCUGAUCAACGACA